This is a messenger RNA of Elaeis guineensis (African oil palm), 2282 nucleotides long. RefSeq names its product zinc finger protein STAMENLESS 1. The record is from RefSeq and is a predicted model, not a curated record. Gene Ontology annotation, molecular function: DNA-binding transcription factor activity. NCBI's taxonomy places the organism in Eukaryota, Viridiplantae, Streptophyta, Magnoliopsida, Arecales, Arecaceae.
AUUGCAGUCCCAAACUGCAGUCUUUGCUCUCGUCUCCACAACCUUUCAUCCAUCUCUUUCUCUUUUUCUUUGCCUUGUCUUCUCCUUGACUGCACUCCCAUGAGACCAGAGGGAAACCCAUUAGACCUCAACAACUUGCCGGAGGAAUACGGUAAGCAGGCUUUGGAGGAGAGCUCGACGACAACUGCUGCAUCCACCGACACUGCUAGGUUUAAGAAAAAGAAGAGCGGAGGAAAAGAUGACAGCGCAAAGGUCUACGAGUGCCGGUUUUGCUCCCUAAAGUUCUGCAAGUCUCAAGCCUUGGGUGGUCACAUGAACCGGCAUCGCCAAGAAAGGGAGACGGAGACUCUUAACCGUGCUCGUCAGCUCGUUUUCAGCAACGAAGGUCUGGCAGGAGCCAGCGCUCAUAUGGGCAGCUUGAGAGAUCUGAAUCUGGGGAGCACACAACCUAUCCCUCCAGUAGGAGGAUUCCAGCAUAGAGGUGGCAGCAUCGGAGACCCGUGUCUUCAAUACCGGCCUGUGUAUCCGAGGCUACCAACACAACCACCACACACCCCACCAUCUCUGCAACCAUAUGUUUACCCUACCUCUUCCUCACACCCCAUACCUUAUCCACCAUCCUACCCUCUUUCCCAUCCUUCUGUUGGUGAUUACUUCAUAGGCCAUGUCCUCGACAGUAGCUCCCAGCGCCAACCACAUCACCCCAGUUAUGGAGCCGAUUCGAGCUACACUUGCUUUGGAACCCCUCUUGCUCGCGGCUUCCCCAUGGAAGGGGUACAAGCGCCUAUGACUAGAGACAGUGCUGGCAACCAAGCAGAUGGGAUGAAUUGGAGUUGUAGCUAUGGACAUGACCAGCACAUGGAUUCCUCCUCUACCAUGGAUCGAUUUCGGGAUAACUUCUAAGGUUAAGGGACAGCAACCACUUGCUCGUUGUGAAUGAAACAGAAACAAGGAAUUGGCCAUCCAAGUGAGUUAUUGGAACAAAAUUAACCUUUAUUAUUUUUCUUCUUGCAUGUUUUUUCCAUCACCGCUUUGGGUUUGAGAGUGAAGUGAAAGAGAAAUGGAUAUCAACUGUAAAGUGUUCCAUUAUUCAGCCUCUUUCUCUCUCCCUCCCACCCCUCCCGAAUUCGGCACCUUAAAACCCAAGGCAGUUCUUGGUUGAAGCCUUGUUGGGACAAUAGGAGAAAAAGGCCUAGAGAAUGAAGGCGGCAAGGGUUUCAACCCAACUUCCGUAAUGUUUUUAGUUUCUCGAGCAUGAGUUGUCAAAGCUAAUGUUUCUAGAGCUCUGGAUGAUACCAAACACUUUAAUCAGUGAGUCUGAGACCGUAUAAAACCUUUCGAAUUACGUGUUAUGGCCAAGCCACCCAGCUAAACCUGUAGCCUGACCAGUCUAUGUUCACUUUUAUCCUUACUUUGGAGCACAAACCACAACAAAGAAACAAAACAAAUCGAAACGAAAAAGAAUAAAUAUAUAUGUAAUACCGUAGCCCAGGCUCACCAUCUUCUUGUUAUGCUUCCUUUCUGUGUUCUAUGAUUGGGAUGCAUGUGGCCACAAGAAGGCUCCAAUCUACCUUUCGAGUAAUUGUGGAUUGAACCGUUCCUGAAUGGUAGUAGAAACUGAGUUGGACUGAAGGCUCCGUAGCUGCAUUGGUGGGGCAGGUGGUGGGUUAAGAUGCCAUGAGUACAUCAGAGCUCCGGUAUGGUCAGAUUCCGUUGAGUGGUAAUCAAGAAAAGUUGGUAAGAAAGUCCUUCGAGAAAAAAGUAGUAGUUUUUUUUGUUCCGUGGUGGGGGGUUGGUGGGGGUGGUGUUGAUGAUCUUAAGUAGUGGAGAUAUAUCAAUCUUCCGGACAAAUCCAACUCAGUAUCAGUUGUGAUAACCAAUUUAAAUGGUUCGCAAGAUGCCUGAAUCCUAAGCAUAAAUAGAUAGACAGACAGAUAUAUAUAUAGAGAGAGAGAGAGAGAGAGAUUCCAAAAUUAGCAGUUACUACAUGCAUGAAUCUGAUGUGUUGAAGUUAUGAAUCUAUAUUUAGACUUGAGCCAAGUUGAAACAUCUUGGGAGGUGGCAAAACUUCAAAUGUAAAUGGGUUAUGGGUUAAAAACCUCGAGUUUGGCGAAUACUGCCCUACCAAAUUUGGUCCUCUGGUUCUUCCUCUUGGUCAUGUUUUUGGUAUUUGUGAUUUGUGAUGACCAGCUUUCAGUUAAUAAACUGUCUCUCUACAUAGUAAAGCUGGCUUUUUUUCAACGAGAAAAAGAUAAAAUUGGUUUAACUAAUCUUGGCUCAAC